AUGGUUCCUCCCGUCGUCGCCCCAGGUUCGCGUGUCUCUCCCUCUACUCCUCAUCAGUAUGGAACGCGCAUCCGUUCCAAUUCCACGAUCAAACCCUCCGCCCGACUUCGCCAAUCUCCAGAUGUGCCGCCACCGCCUCCAAGGCGCAUUCGGCCUGUCCCCACUCCCAAGUCUAAGGCUCCGCCCGCCGUCUCGGACGUCAUGCGUCCUGACUGGCCCCCAUUUCCACCGGAACAGGUCAUGCUACACUCAGACGACGCAAGCAGCAAGGUCUUUCUUGCUAUAGGCAGGUCAUUCAUGUCUGUCGACAAUUGCGCCAUGACCAUCAAAGACCUUGCAGAGAUGACUAUGAAGUUUGGAUUAAUGUGUCAGAACGUGUCCGCAGCGGGGCAGGCAAUCACCACGUACAUCCGUAAUCAUAUGCAACGCUGCGAAGUCCAGCAAGAUCAUCCUCUGCUUCUUCGACAUGUCCUCUCCGGUACCUCAUCUGAUGACGACCUUGUAUCCGCCCUUCAUUCUCGCACAGGUGGAGCUCAUUGUAUGCUGAAUCCAUCAGACACAAGAAUUACCAAUUUUCGGCGAGGCACUAUGGUUUGGUAUCUCAGCAAAGCUGCCGGGGCGCCAUGUCCGUUUGCUAGGGCCGGCAUUCGAUUGUCCGAUUACAGUGAUUCUGGCAAGGCUGGUGCACCAAUUCUUCAAGGAAAGGACAAGAAACGAGAGAGAGAUCGUAUGCGUCGUGCUGAGCAAUGUGGCCAGAAGCGGAAGCGUCUUCUGCGCGCCUGCGCUGACAAAGGAUCGGAUUCGGAUUCAAGCGAAGACGACCGAAGGCCACCCAAAGUGAAGCUCACAUUGCGACUCCGCCCACCAUUCGGUUCUCCUUGCGAUUCAUCAUCAGGGAUAUCUACGCAACCCGAGUCCGUACAGCCGGAGAUCAUUGACUUGUCCAGAGACGAUGGAUUUGAUUCAGAUCGCAUGUCCUCCGACUCUGAUUCUGACUUGGACUCCGAUUCUGACAGCGAUGCCAUGUCUGUGGAAUCAUCUGACGUCGAAGUGGAUUCCGCGUUGGAUUAUCCUAUUCUUGACGCUCAACCUCGCGGUCUAAUGCCUUUUCCCGCUUGCACAUCCUUUGCCGAUGGUCAACAUGUAACUGUUGAUCGACUGUCAGUAUUCCACAGCGAAUCUUCCGCGUCUCCCCCGCCGGAUUCCGAAGACGAGGAUGAACAAUCGCACACCAGCGCGAACAGUCCUUGGCGGUCUUCUAUCCAUAGCCGACUGUCUUCAGAUGACGAAGACGAGGAUAUGGACUAUGCUCAUGACUGGUUCGAUCUGGAUGGUGAUGCUGAAACACGGUGGGAGAGUCCUGGGCCUCGAUCGCCGUCAGCUCAAUUUGAAGAUGAAAUUGUGGUCAAACAAGAGCCAAGCGACGUAGGUGAAUUCCUUGACGCCUGGGACGACCUUGACAGCAAGAAUACAUGCUUGAGAGUCAUUGACGUGAUCGCUCAGGCUGCUGCAGGUUUAUCGACGGAGGUCAAGCCCAAAGUGGAAGAUUCGGACUCGUGGACUUUUCAAGGUUUGGGGGGUAUGAGCAUAGGCGAUGCAUUGAACUGCGAUAUCAUGCAUGUCAAGCAGGAGGAGAUAGAAUCUCAAGUCUCGUUCCUAGUGGAUGGCUUCAUGACACCUCCCCCAGAGUGUCCGUCUCCGACGAUAUCUAUCUCUCCCGUCGCACCAUCGCUCAUUUUGCCGGCGUCGUACACCGAUAGCAUGCUCGAGGCUUGCAGAAACAGCGACUUUGAAUGGCGCGACGCUGAGGUCCUCGGACCUGAUAGUGUUGAUGUCAAUGAUCUUGAUGAGGGUGUAUGGCAAGAUGGUUGCAGCAGGUAUUCGAAUGUGUCCCACGAGGCUUCGCCUGUUACUGAGAAUUCUGGUGUGGAUGUGAACAAUCCAGCUGUCCCUGCACACGUUCCUGUAUUACCUCCUCGUCUGGACCUAAUCUCUCCUCUCGCGCAUAUGAGUCGUCUAUCGGUCACCCCAGAUCUGCCAUCACCAUCAUUGCUUACAUCUCUCACCUCGUUGUCCCUCCGAUCUCCAACAACACUGCAGACGUCUCAAGCGGGGCCCUCGUCGUCGCCGCAAACCUUGUCAGAGGAUUCAUGCGAGCAUGUAGGCAAGGCAGAUGAAUAUGGUGUAUUGCACAUGUGCCAACCCGGUGCACAGGCUAUUACAGCUAAGCGGUUCGAAGGUAUUACCGUAUACCAGAUGUCGCUUGAAUCCUCGUUGGUUCUCAGAAGAUACGACACCGACUUCGUGAAUGUUUCUUCUCUAGUCAUAUAUCUUGGAGUGUCCAUACCGGAUGAAUCAAAUGCUGUCGUUGUAGUCAGAGGCUCCCCAAGUAUCUGCGGUACAUGGGUGUCACUGAUGACAGCGCAAGAAAUGUUCAAGGAUCGGCCGGAGCUUACCAUCUUCCUCUCGAAUCAACUUUCAGACUGUUUCCCUCAAGCCCUUCAUGGCCUUACCCAUUCGAAUCCGAUGCUCCGAUCAAGAGAUCACUUCGGACCCAACUUCCAAUCAACAGUUGAUGCCAAUCGCCACUCUUUAUCUUCUCAACGUAUCGAGCUACCGCCGUCUGACUUUGGUUGGGAUAAAGAGCAUGUAGAUGCAGAUGAGCAUCUAAUCUCUAUGCAUCCAGUAUUCGUGCUGGCUUCGGCCAUGUUGCCCACCCCCGCGAUGUCUCCGGAAGAAAUAGUCGUCGCAGAGGCCCCUUUGAGCCCAACAGAAGAGGAGAUAUUCCGUGUCCUGUGCCCAGACCGGGAUUGGGAAGAGCCUACGUCUAUAUUUGGAGGUGACAGUGCUAGGACAGCGACCAUAAACAACGAGGAGAAGGACUGGACAUCCCGGGAUCGCCCUCUACGGCGGUCAAGGCGCGUGGCAGAUGCCAUUGCAAAUCGAUCUCGCACGCGCUCAAACAAACGAGGCUCUCGCAGCUCGCAGUCCUAA
Fibroporia radiculosa is the source of this 2994-nucleotide messenger RNA. RefSeq lists its product as uncharacterized. The record is from RefSeq and is a predicted model, not a curated record. Gene Ontology annotation, molecular function: DNA binding. Bases 1 to 2994 code for a protein of 997 amino acids. The transcript has 4 exons. Lineage: Eukaryota; Fungi; Basidiomycota; Agaricomycetes; Polyporales; Fibroporiaceae.